Aspergillus homomorphus CBS 101889 is the source of this 1734-nucleotide messenger RNA. RefSeq lists its product as uncharacterized. Gene Ontology annotation, molecular function: protein binding; catalytic activity. The record is from RefSeq and is a predicted model, not a curated record. Gene Ontology annotation, biological process: nucleoside metabolic process. The transcript is spliced from 4 exons. Lineage: Eukaryota; Fungi; Ascomycota; Eurotiomycetes; Eurotiales; Aspergillaceae. The coding region runs from base 1 to 1734 and encodes 577 amino acids.
AUGCAACUUCGCUCACCAGAACCACGACACGAAUCUCUAAUAUGGGGUGAAAUCCACAUUUUUGGUGGAAACGGCGAGCGUGUCGGUGAACAUAACGUGGUCAUCACAUCGCUGCUAUCAGGCGUCUAUGGCACGACAUCUGUCGCGACGACCGCAAUACGCAUGCUUGCUUCCUUCCCCCGCGUUCGAAUUGGGCUUCUGGUGGGAGUUGGAGGGGGUAUUGCUCGACCAGAGAAAGGGUACGACAUCCGACUAGGGGACAUUGCUGUCAAGGUUCUUCUCAAAGCCAUGGCACGGUUGCAAGCCCACCACGAGCGGAGGUCAGCGGAAGUGCCUGACAUCUUAGCCGAAAUGUUGCAAAAGAAUGCCAAAAUGGCCAAGGCGAAGCACGGUUACGUGCAUCAAGGGUUCGAAAACGAUCGAUUGUUUCAAGCACAAGAUCCAACGAUGGAGGUUUUCCGGGAACCAAGGGACUCAGCCGAUCCCGAGUUUCACUAUGGUACUAUUGCCUCCGGAUACACGCUUCUGAAGGAUGCUUUCUAUCGAGACAAGAUUCUCGAGGAUGGGAGACAGGGAUGCAUAUGUUUCGAGAUGGAAGCGGCGGGGCUAAUGAACGCUUUUCCAUGUGUGGUCAUCCGAGGAAUAUCCGAUUAUGCCGAUUCGCAUAAGAAUGAUCAAUGGCAACGCAAGUCUUUUAUCCGAUGGAGCUCGGGAUCAUAUCGACAUCUAUGGCUUCACGGCAUCUCGAGCUGCGGCAAGACCGUGCUCAGUGCUACGAUCCUCCAACAUCUGAGCCAGCACGUCAAAUCCUCCUCUCACGCUACGCUCUUUCUUUUCUUCGACUUCGCCGCUGCUGACAAACAAUCACUCGAACAGCUGGUUCGCUCCCUUGUCGCGCAAUUAUUUUUCAAUUUCGAAAGUUCUCAACGAGAGCUACGUGAGCUGUUUGCAUCCUGCAGUAACGCCCACCGACAGCUCUCGCUUGAGUCUCUUUUGGGAACAUUCCUGCUGAUGGUGAGCCAUUUGGAAAGGGUCCAAAUCGUGAUAGACGCCCUCGAUGAAUGCGAUACCAAGAAAGAUCUAGUCGACUGGCUGAAAUCCAUAUCGAGCCCCGAGCAUGCCAAUGUCUUUCUGAUUGCGACUAGCCGUUUAGGUGGGCUGCAUGCCAGCUUGAUGUUCCUAGAAGAGUGUUUGGACUUGGAAAAACUCGAGGAAUGCCUUGUUUCCUCCCCCGACUCUCUAGGCGAGACUACGCUCGAAUUCUGGUCAGCAUCCCUGCCAGACGACGCAGAAGUUCAUUCAAAUCCUACAGUUUCUGGCUUUUUCCGAGCGACCCGUGACCGUCCAAGAAGCAUUAGGUGCAGUGGUGGUCGAUCCAUACAAGACUCCUUAUUUUCACCCCGAAAGGAGGCUACCGGACCCUCGAGAGAUCAGCAGGCAGCAUCCAGCCGUGGCCAUGCGGAGUUCAUCCACCGAAUUCUGGCGCAAGGAUUUGACGUGAACCAAACCGGGGGACACUUCGGGUGCGCACUCCAGGCCGCAGGGUUCGGGGGCCGUAUGCCCAUUGUCGAAGCGUUAUUAGCCAACGGGGCCAAUGUCAAUGCCAGCGGUGGCUACCACGGCAGUGCACUACAAACUGCAGUGCGCUCAGGCAACACGCAAGUCGUUGAAACCCUGCUGGCACGCGGAGUUUCCAUCGACGCACCGGACGGGCGCCAUGGUAACCCACUGUAA